This is a messenger RNA of Trichoderma gamsii, 1758 nucleotides long. RefSeq lists its product as hypothetical. Lineage: Eukaryota; Fungi; Ascomycota; Sordariomycetes; Hypocreales; Hypocreaceae. Gene Ontology annotation, molecular function: tripeptidyl-peptidase activity; serine-type endopeptidase activity. The record is from RefSeq and is a predicted model, not a curated record. The transcript has a single exon. Gene Ontology annotation, biological process: proteolysis. The coding region runs from base 1 to 1758 and encodes 585 amino acids.
AUGAAGUCGUCGGCACUGCUAUGGGGAGCACAGCUCUCGCUCUUUGCGAGCCUCGGCGCCUGCGCGAAGCAGCUCGAGCAAGUCCUGGCUGUCCCGACAGGAUGGGCAAAGUUGAACGAGGUCGUGAACCCUUCGCGCCACAUUCGAAUGUCAAUCGCGCUGCGGCAGCCCAAUAUUGCCAAUUUGGAGUCUAAGAUGACAGCUAGCGGCAACCGCCUGUCGUUCGAUGAAAUCCGCGAAUUGCAAGCUCCGGCGCAAAAGGACAUCGACGACGUGCUGCACUGGCUCUCUCAGAACGGCCUCUCUGGCACUGUCAAGAACGAUUUCAUUCACGUCAGAACGACAGUCGCCAAAGCCGAGCCCUUGCUGAAUAUGAAGCUGAGCCGUUACUCGUUUGAGGGCAAAAAGCCUGUGCUUCGUACCACUAAAUAUACGGUUCCAGACUCCAUUGCCGACGCCAUCAGCUUUAUACAUCCCUUGGCCAAUUUCAUGUCGGCUCGCCACACGGCACAGGUCGUAUCUGCACCAGCGGUAUCAGCGUCCAAAGCCGUACAACAUGCACAAGACGAGGCGUUUUGCGCCGGUGGUGUCGAUCCGGCAUGCCUUACGCAGCUUUACAACAUCACAUAUUCGCCAGAGAACAAUGUCUCGCCGGUCAUUUUUGGGGUGGCUGGUUUCCUCGAGGAGAAUGCCAAUUUGCAGGAUCUGCAGCAGUUUCUCAGCACAUCUGCGCCGGAAGUCGCCAAAGCUGGCCGCUCCAUCAACGUUGAGCUGAUCAAUGGAGGUGUGAAUUCGCAAAACCUGUCCGAAGCCGGUGGAGAAGCUGCCCUGGAUGUCGAUUAUGCUGUGUCGAUUGGCUUCCCUACAAACGUAACAUACUACAUUACCGGAGGACGAGGAGUCAAGCUGAAUGAUAACGGGACGGCAAUCGUAGGCGAGGAUGACGAUAACGAGCCCUAUUUGGAGUUCUUCGAUUACCUCCUUGACAAGCCCGAUGGCCAGGUUCCUCACGUACUUUCACUCUCAUACUCGGACGACGAGUUGACGGUCCCUCGCGACUAUGCAGAGCGCGUUUGCAACUUGUUUGGCCUGCUCACGGCCCGUGGAACCUCCAUCAUCUUCGCAUCCGGCGACGGCGGCGCUCGAGGAGGUCGCAACUCCAACUGUGUCACCAACGAUGGUACGCACCGCCCAGUCACCAUGGCGACGUUUCCUCCCACCUGUCCCUGGGUGACUUCGGUCGGCGCCGUGGUAAACACAGCUGAGCCGCCCAGUGGCGCCAGCUUCAGCACUGGUGGAUUCUCCCAGUAUUUCUCUCGGCCAGCGUGGCAAGAGGCUGCGGUGACGGGCUACAUCAAGGCUCUAGGUGGGCACCUGGAUGGACUUUACAACCCGUCGAUGCGUGCCAUCCCCGAUGUCGCCGCAGUUGGCACCGAUUUCAUGGCCAUCGUUGGUGGGCAGACGCAUUAUCUGCAAGGCACCAGCGCCAGCACUCCUUUAUUCGCGUCCCUCAUUGCCUUGAUCGACGACGCCAGGCUGCGUGCCGGCAAGAAGUCUCUGGGGUACCUCAACAAUGUUCUUUACUCGGACAAGGUCCAGUCUGUUCUGCAGGAUAUCACGUCGGGGCAGAGCGCCUCUUGCAUCGUCAACGGAACGAGGCCUGGAGGGUGGCCGGCGGCCGUGGGCUGGGACGCCAUUACCGGGCUUGGGGUGCCGAAGGAGUUUGACAAGCUGCUGGAGGUUCUGCUCGAUGUAUAG